This is a messenger RNA of Siniperca chuatsi (mandarin fish), 2671 nucleotides long. RefSeq names its product low affinity immunoglobulin gamma Fc region receptor II-a-like. The coding region runs from base 132 to 1145 and encodes 337 amino acids. NCBI's taxonomy places the organism in Eukaryota, Metazoa, Chordata, Actinopteri, Centrarchiformes, Sinipercidae. Gene Ontology annotation, molecular function: transmembrane signaling receptor activity. The transcript has 10 exons. The record is from RefSeq and is a predicted model, not a curated record. Gene Ontology annotation, biological process: cell surface receptor signaling pathway.
UGGCGCUCCUCACUGUGGCUGAACUGCAACAGAAAUAAUCUGCACAGGAAGAGGAGGUUCUCAACUACGUGCACUAUACUGCAUUUAGCUUUGAUUCAGCCUGACGCUCAGACAGUCAGCAGCAAGACAACAUGGAGGCUAAAGCUCUCUGCAUCAGACUGUUGAUGACUGUUUUGAUGCUGCUGGUUGCACAUGUUCAGCUAAGUUAUCCUCAGACAUCUGUGUCAGAUGCAGCUGUUCGUAUCGUUCCAACCAGACUGCAGCUCUUUGAAUACGAUUCUGUCAAUUUUACCUGUGAGGGGUUUAAUGUCUCAGCUGGAUGGAAAGUGAGGAACAUCAAGGAAUUCAUUCCAAAAUGUUCAAAGUGCACAGUGACAACAACCGUGACCUACGCAAUUGACUACGCCUUGGCAUCAGACAGUGGAGAAUACUGGUGUGAAGGUGGAGGAGGAGAGAGAAGCAACACUGUCAGCAUCACUGUCACUGCUGGUUCUGUGAUCCUGGAGAGUCCUGCUCUUCCUGUGAUGGAGGGAGAUGCUGUGACUCUGAGCUGCAGAAAGAGGGAGACUUCCUCCAACCUCACAGCUGAUUUCUAUAAAGAUGGCCUCCUCAUUGGGACCAGUUCCACAGGACACAUGACCAUCCACAGUGUUUCCAAGUCUGAUGACGGCCUCUACAAGUGCAGAAUCUCUGCAGCUGGAGAAUCACCAGGGAGCCGGCUGUCCGUCAGAGUGGAGAUCCCAAAGUAUAAUGGCUCAGUGAAACAAAGUGAGGACUCAAACGCACAACACACAGACAGAACAGCAUCUGACAAAGAAAUUAAUUUUUCCCGCCAUUACUACCUCCUGCUGUGGAUCCUCGUCACUGUCAUAUUGGUUCUGCAGCUGCUGGUGAUGGGACUACUUUACUGGAAGAAACAGCUACAUUUACACGCAGUCUUACUAGAGGCAAAGGUGAAUGAGCCCAACAAGGACAUGUACGCUGUCGUCAAAAAAGGCAAGAAAAAGAAAGACGCUGCAGACGCUGCUGAUAAUUUGAGCCUCUGUCUCGACACAAACCACAGCCCAACACCACAGACAGAAAAAGAUAAGGAUGAACACUUGUUUCAAUCUUUUCUCUCCACUUUCACCGUCGAUGGCACUUAACAAGCUCUCCAGAAUGGUUACUAUGUUAUUUUAAUGAUUUAGGACCAUGCAGCAGAUUAAAUUCAUUUCUCAAGACAGUACCUAAGGGCACAUUUACACAUUUACAACAUUACUAAAAGAGUUUCUUUGAACUCUCGGGCAUUUACUUCUUUAGUCUGGUUCAUUCUGUCACAUCUUAGUUAUUAUGAAAAACGGUCACAGUCACAUUUUUCAUUACUUUAUGGACACCAGGAACAAAAUGUGCCUGUCAAAACACAACUUGAAGACUUUUUAUUCCUGAACUGAAUACCUGACAACAGAAGUGUCAGUUUAGAAAAUGUUCAUAUGAGUCAUUUUGUAACAGUGCCAUGGGUUGUUUCACUGACAAAUCAUCUCCUUUCCUUAGUGUUACGAGCAAAUCAAUGGGGCAGAGCCAAUGAAAACAAAACAAAAACAUGAUUUUCUAAUUUUUGGUUUCUAUGAUGAACAAGUCUAACAAAAGGCUGAGACACGUUCAUUUGUUUCUGUAUUUCCAGGAUCAGGGGUAUCCAGCUUCACAGUGACAUCAGCUCCCUCUGCAGCUACAGACCCAACUUUAACAGAUCAGUAUCACCAAUAUGCCUCCACCCAGGAGGUAGCAGAGUAGAGCGUAACACUGGCCUUUUAUACAACUUUAAUAAACAUUUGACUAAAUAUUUUUUAUGAGAUCUUUGUAUUAUAAACACAUAAGGGCAGGAAAGGAAGAGAAGGUAACCUGAUACUCAGUGUGGUAUUAAAACCACUGUCUGUAAAACAUGUUUUUUUCACUUUCCCCUAGUGGUAGGUUUUACUAAAUUUACUGAACACAGUUGUACAUGUGAGCAGCUGUAUGUAGCGUUGCACUAUUCUGCAUUGUCAAGUGUACAGGGUGUGAACAGAGAUGGCAGCAAAUGCAGCAUUAAUAGACUGCAUGCACUUACUCUUUGAAAUAUUGUAUUGUGCAUGAACUUCUUUUAUCUCCGUAUUUCCCGUGUGUCUUACAGAUCACUAAGGUAGAAUCACUUUACUAAAGGAGACAGAGGAACUGCUUACAUCAUGCGAAAUGUGCAAUGAAGUGAUUACAGUAAUUGAGAGACUUUUAAAUAAACUUUGCUUUAAGUAGCUUUUAGUGUUUAGUACUUUAGUUGGUACUCUUCAGUAUGCAACAUAUGUUUAGUAGAGUAUUAUACCGGGUAGUCAUUCAGUUUAACAGGAGUACAGUAUGUUUUGGUUUUAAAUUCUAUCUGAAUCAAAGCGCAAGCUUUUUUGUUUGUUUUUGUUUUUGUUUUUGCAUUACAAAGUGCAUAACCUGUCACUUGGAAAUAAUGUUUGCAUUUGGUCUGUUACCUUUCUUUAUGUUCUGUUAUGUUAAUAGUUGAGGUAUGUUUUCUAUUACUUAAGUACAUUUCUAACAUAAUAAUUCACAUGGAAUAAAAAAACUACUCCGUUGUAAUACACUUUACUUGUUUGGUGAGUUUUCUCUCUUCCUGUGGCUUUCCAUGAACAGUUUGAUAGCAGAAUAUCUUACA